AUGGUUAAAAAUUCUCAUCAAUUAUCCGUAUUUCUUGAAAAUACUGGUUUACUUGUACAAGAACUUCAUUAUGGGCCAUAUUCUCGCUUUUGGUGGGACUUCUCAAAUGAAAAUAACAUUGCAAAUUUUCCAAUUCGUUUGGGACAGCAAGUUAAAGUUUCUCUCAAUGGACAUGACUUCUUCUUGACAGUUAGAAAAGAAACAGGAAGUCUAACUCUUCCAGAAUAUUAUUGUAAAAUUGGUCAAAUUGAAGUAACUGAAACUAGUCUGACAAAAGCAAUUUCAACAGCAUAUGCAAAAAUACUAAAAAAUGAUGUUGAGUUUUUCCCAGUAAUGUGUUUAACUGGAAAAUAUAAAAUUUUUUUAUAUGCUAUUGGUUGUUCUUUAAAUGAAAAAUGGAGAUAUGCAGGAUCAGAUUUUCAAUCUUCAAUUAUUCAUACAUUUGAAAAAAAACAGGGAAUUUUUGUAUCACGAAUUGAAAACAAUAAGUAUAUUGUGAAAAUUUAUCAAAAUUUUCAAUUAAAAAAAAGAUUUAUUGGCAUUAGUCCAGAUGAUGUUUGGAAAAAAGUAGAACAAAUUCAAAAAUAUAAUGGAACUCAGCUUUUUGGUUUGAUAAUCUGA
This is a messenger RNA of Funneliformis caledonium, 621 nucleotides long. The record is from the annotation of a GenBank genome assembly. Lineage: Eukaryota; Fungi; Glomeromycota; Glomeromycetes; Glomerales; Glomeraceae.